AUGCGGAUGUUCCCAUCAAAUAUUAAUCGCAAGCAUUUAACAACUACAAAUUCUAAUAAACACAUAAUUCCUCAAAUUCCACCACAUAAUCCUAAAAAUAACAACUCUAAUAACUUUAAUAAUAAUAAUAAUAAAAAUAAAAAUAAAAAUAACGACUUUAAUAAUUCUAAUAAUUCUAAUAAUUCUAAUAAUUCUAAUAAUUUUAAUAUUAAUAAUAAUAAUAUUAAAAAUAUUAAAAAUAUUAAAAGUAUUAAAUCAUCCGCCAAACCAUCAAUAACAGAAACUACAUCAUCAUCAACCGAAGGAACUACACCGGAAG
Molecule: messenger RNA, 319 nt
Organism: Diversispora eburnea
Lineage: Eukaryota; Fungi; Glomeromycota; Glomeromycetes; Diversisporales; Diversisporaceae
Source: the annotation of a GenBank genome assembly